CUGCUGCUGGGGCUGGGGCUGGGGCUGCUGCCCGGCGCGGCGCGCGGCUUCGGGGAGGACGAGGAGCGGCGCUGCGAUGCCAUCCGCAUCGCCAUGUGCCAGAACCUGGGCUACAACGUCACCAAGAUGCCCAACCUGGUGGGGCACGAGCUGCAGGCGGACGCGGAGCUGCAGCUCACCACCUUCACCCCGCUCAUCCAGUACGGCUGCUCCAGCCAGCUUCAGUUCUUCCUUUGUUCAGUCUAUGUUCCAAUGUGCACAGAGAAGAUUAACAUCCCAAUAGGUCCCUGCGGUGGCAUGUGCCUUUCUGUCAAAAGAAGAUGUGAACCUGUUCUGAAAGAAUUUGGAUUUGCCUGGCCAGACAGUCUAAACUGCAGUAAAUUUCCACCCCAGAAUGAUCACAACCACAUGUGUAUGGAGGGUCCAGGGGAUGAAGAGGUUCCCCUUCACAGCAAGACAUCCUUGCAGCCAGGAGAAGAGUGUCACACAAUGGGAUCUAAUUCAGAGCAGUAUAUCUGGGUAAAAAGAAGCCUGAGCUGUGUCCUUAAGUGUGGCUAUGAUGCUGGUCUCUAUAGCAGAUCAGCUAAGGAAUUCACUGAUAUCUGGAUGGCCGUGUGGGCUAGUCUGUGCUUCAUAUCAACAGCCUUCACAGUCCUGACUUUCCUGAUUGAUUCAUCCAGAUUUUCCUACCCAGAGCGCCCCAUCAUAUUUCUGAGCAUGUGCUACAAUAUUUAUAGCAUUGCUUAUAUCGUGAGGCUGACUGUAGGCCGGGAAAGGAUAUCCUGUGAUUUUGAAGAGGCAGCAGAACCUGUUCUUAUCCAAGAAGGUCUUAAGAACACAGGAUGUGCUAUAAUUUUCUUACUGAUGUAUUUUUUUGGGAUGGCUAGCUCCAUCUGGUGGGUGAUUCUGACAUUAACAUGGUUUCUAGCAGCAGGACUCAAAUGGGGCCAUGAGGCUAUAGAAAUGCACAGCUCCUAUUUUCAUAUUGCAGCCUGGGCUAUCCCUGCAGUGAAGACCAUAGUCAUCUUGAUUAUGAGACUAGUAGAUGCAGAUGAGCUCACUGGUCUGUGUUAUGUUGGCAACCAGAACCUAGAUGCACUCACUGGCUUUGUCGUUGCUCCGCUUUUCACCUACUUGGUUAUUGGAACUUUAUUCAUAGCAGCAGGCUUAGUGGCCUUAUUUAAAAUCAGGUCUAAUCUUCAAAAAGAUGGGACUAAAACUGACAAGCUGGAAAGACUGAUGGUCAAAAUUGGUGUCUUUUCAGUGCUAUACACUGUCCCAGCUACAUGUGUAAUUGCAUGUUACUUCUAUGAAAUCUCCAACUGGGCUAUCUUCCGCUAUUCAGCGGAUGAUUCCAAUAUGGCAGUGGAGAUGCUCAAAAAUUUCAUGUCUCUGCUGGUGGGUAUUACAUCUGGCAUGUGGAUUUGGUCAGCCAAGACUCUGCACACAUGGCAGAAGUGCUCUAACAGACUGGUGAACUCAGGGAAAGUGAAACGAGAGAAGAGAGCAGACGGUUGGGUGAAACCUGGGAAAGGGAAUGAGACUGUGGUGUAAACUAAACCUCUGUGCUGACUUAUCUCCCAAGAAAGACUUGUGUAUAAACACUUGCAGUCAAAAUGUUGCUGGGAAGGUGUGGGGAGGUAAAGUACAAAAUCUGUCUCUGAAAAGAAGCCUUAAAGAAUAAGCAAUAAUUUCAAAAACAGAAUAACCAUAAACCACCCUGCCUAAAAUACAAAAGCCCAGGGAGGCUUGGGACACUGUGAAAAAUCUGAACAUUUUGUCACAUUUUUGUAAAGCAGGUUGCAAUGUAUUAAUGUCAUUAGAAGCCACAGGGUCUUGCAUCUAGUUACUUGCAUUGCUGAUUUUCCUGAAUCAUGUUAUAGAGGAUAAGGGUCAAGUUCUGGGCUGAUUUAGGGUCUAAUCCUGUGAGGGGUGGGUGCUCUCAGCUUUAAUUGACAACGUCACUCCCUCUGAACUCAGUAAACUUAAGGCAGGGGUCCCCAAUGGGGUGCCCGUGGGUGCCACGGUGUCUAAGUGCGUCUGCAUACUGGCCGGCGGACAAGCAUC
Chelonoidis abingdonii (Abingdon island giant tortoise) is the source of this 2067-nucleotide messenger RNA. RefSeq names its product frizzled class receptor 4 (gene FZD4). NCBI's taxonomy places the organism in Eukaryota, Metazoa, Chordata, Testudines, Testudinidae. Gene Ontology annotation, biological process: retina vasculature morphogenesis in camera-type eye; non-canonical Wnt signaling pathway; canonical Wnt signaling pathway. Gene Ontology annotation, cellular component: plasma membrane. The record is from RefSeq and is a predicted model, not a curated record. Gene Ontology annotation, molecular function: Wnt receptor activity; Wnt-protein binding.